AUGGAACAGAGCGCUCAGCAUCCAGAGCCAUGGAGGAGAUACCUCUUUGCCUGUGAGGUCUGCAACAAGGCUCUUACCCACUUAAGCUUCAAUAACGACGCUUUGCUUCCGUUCGCGAGCAGUUCGGCUGAGGAGCACCAGAGGAUCCCUAAGGAGGCUCUGCUAUCAGCCAAAGAACUGUCUAAGAUGGAUGACGCCGAGCUCGAGGAUCACCUCUCUGCUCAGAAAGGACCACUUCGAUGCAACGAAUGCUGGUUCCAAAGAAUGGGUCUAGACCAUAUGCCGUCAAGGUUCGAGUAUCUCCACCCGAGCUGCUGUAUGGAGUUUGACUACCCGCUGCCCCGGAUGAUGGCUAGCCAAGAACACGCCAGACUACCGACAGGUAGGAUUCGCUGUACCGGAUGUUACAAGUGGCAAGGCAGUGAUCGGUAUCGCUGGCCACGCAUUGGUGCCGGACACUGUGAUAUGUGCCCAGCCACCGGGCCUCCAAACUUCAUCAAGGUCGAAUGGCGAGAUCUUGGAAAGAAAAGCCACAAAAUCAAGGAACUACCGGAUGGACUUCGGGGUCACAUCCCGUGCAUAGAUUGGCACGAAGUCGUCAAUGCAGAACCGUCACUCAAGAAUUCAGACAAGGAGCGUUGUAAAGGAAUUUUCAGACAGUGGGAAGCAAGAGGUGAUCCUCUCCGUGUUUGGGCAGCUCUCUUUCACCUCCGUGAACAUUUUGGUGAGCAUAGAGGGGAGCUGGAGAAGUUGUUUAGUAUCAUGGUGGGACAGGGCAUCACAUUCAGCACCAGAAGCUACUACCAUUCCCGGCUCCAACAUGUUCUGAGCUCCUUGAAGACAGAUGCUUCAAACGAAGCGGCGAACUGGGUCUUUAGCGGGGAGUGGGAACGGAAGUGGCAGGUGUUCUCCCGUGUCAUGGCACGGCAUUUCGAUAAGUUCACGGGAGUUAGCCAGCGAGAAUAG
Messenger RNA from Clonostachys solani, 966 nucleotides. The record is from the annotation of a GenBank genome assembly. NCBI's taxonomy places the organism in Eukaryota, Fungi, Ascomycota, Sordariomycetes, Hypocreales, Bionectriaceae.